Messenger RNA from Apiotrichum porosum, 228 nucleotides. RefSeq lists its product as uncharacterized. The record is from RefSeq and is a predicted model, not a curated record. NCBI's taxonomy places the organism in Eukaryota, Fungi, Basidiomycota, Tremellomycetes, Trichosporonales, Trichosporonaceae. The coding region runs from base 1 to 228 and encodes 75 amino acids. The transcript is spliced from 2 exons.
AUGCCCACCGCCACCGGUAUCGCUCCGCCGAUGCAGAACAAGACGGAGAUCGACAUUGUCAAGUCGUUUGGCGACUGGACGACGUUUUGCCACAGCUACGGGCUCAAGCCGCACGACAACGACGACAACAUCGAGGCCAUCCGACUACUCCACCGCAUGGCCGACGAGGAGAUCCUCGCAAGGAAACUCGCACAAACGCUCAGCCAGCAGCAGGCUGGUCGUCGUUGA